This is a messenger RNA of Sphaeramia orbicularis (orbiculate cardinalfish), 4554 nucleotides long. RefSeq names its product sema domain, immunoglobulin domain (Ig), short basic domain, secreted, (semaphorin) 3bl (gene sema3g). The record is from RefSeq and is a predicted model, not a curated record. Gene Ontology annotation, biological process: positive regulation of cell migration; axon guidance; negative chemotaxis. Gene Ontology annotation, cellular component: plasma membrane. NCBI's taxonomy places the organism in Eukaryota, Metazoa, Chordata, Actinopteri, Kurtiformes, Apogonidae. The transcript has 16 exons. The coding region runs from base 272 to 2638 and encodes 788 amino acids. Gene Ontology annotation, molecular function: chemorepellent activity; semaphorin receptor binding.
UUGGGGCAGCUGGUGGAGGUGGAGGUGGAGAGGGUGGUAGAAGAAAAAAAAAAAAAAAACACAAAACAGAAAGUGGAGCGGAUCACCUCAUCGGCAGUCAGUCCUCGGAGGGGACAGAUCCUGUUACGCACGAGAAACCAACCUUAUUGGAGACGCAAAUGUUGAGAGGACGGUGCCAGCAGUUUUAAUCCCAGCUGUUUUGGAAUAUUUUUGAUUAAUUACUGUGGACACGGUUUAAAUUAAGACAGCAGGAGGACUUGGUUGUGACAAAAUGAGGGGAUUUACACCUUUGUUUAACGCGGUUCUUGUUGCGCUUUUUGUCACCACCGUCGGAGCGAACAAGUUAAAUGUGCCGCGACUGAGACUGGCAUACAAAGAUCUACUGUCCACCAACAGGUCAUCUGUCUUCAGCGGUCAUCACGGCCAGCUGUCUCUCUCGGCCGUCUUUCUGGAUGAAUACCGUGACCGCCUCUUCCUGGGAGGGAAGGACAUCCUGUAUUCUCUCAUGCUGGGACCCACCAGUACUGAAUCCAAGGAGAUCUACUGGCCGCCAUUACCUGGUAACAGAGAGGACUGCAUUCUGAGGGGGAAGGAACCACAGACAGAAUGUGCCAACUUUGUUCGCCUCCUGCAGCCGUACAACCGCACCCACCUCCUGGCCUGUGGAACCGGCGCCUUCCAGCCCAUGUGCACCUUCGUCUACGUAGGACACCGAGGAGAGCAUGUGUUCACCAUGGACCCGACAAAUGUGGAGAAUGGACGAGGGAAGGUCCCACAUGACCCCAACCUCCCCUUCGCUAGUACUUUCAGCGGUGGGGAGUUGUACACAGGACUGACGGCAGAUUUUCUUGGAAGUGACCAUGUGAUCUUGAGGACUAUGGGAGGACGCUCCACCAUGAGGACAGAGACCGACCAGAAGCUUCUACACGACCCUAAGUUCAUUGGAGCCCACCUCAUCCCAGACAACGACGACAGAGACAACGAUAAAGUGUAUUUCUUCUUCACGGAGAAAGCGACAGAAGCAGGAGACAGAGAGGGCGCCAUACAUACACGAGUCGGGAGAGUGUGUGCGAAUGAUGUCGGAGGCCAAAGAGUCCUGGUGAACAAGUGGAGCACCUUCAUCAAAGCCAGACUGGUGUGUUCGGUGCCAGGACCUCAUGGUAUCGACACACACUUCAACCAACUAGAGGAUGUUUUCUUGCUGAGGACCAAGGAUGAAAGAAACCCAGAUGUCUACGCAAUUUUCAGCACCAUCAGUAAUGUGUUCCAGGGAUUUGCUGUGUGUGUUUAUCGAAUGGCCGACAUCAGAGAAGCCUUUAACGGACCCUUUGCUCAUAAAGAGGGCCCUGAUUACCAGUGGGGGGCCUACGAAGGCAGAGUUCCUUAUCCCAGACCAGGCGUGUGUCCCAGUAAAAUCACAAACCAGCCUGGUAGAGAGUUCGCCAGUACAAAAGACUUCCCGGACUCAGUGCUGCAUUUUGCUCGUAGCCACCCGUUGAUGUGGCGUUCAGUGUAUCCUGCUCUGCGUCAGCCGAUGCUGGUCAAGGCCAACGUCCCCUACAGGCUCAAACAGAUCGUGGUGGACCGGGUCGAGGCGGAGGACGGACAAUACGACGUCAUGUUCAUUGGCACAGACGUUGGUACAGUACUGAAAGUCAUCGCCCUUCACAGUGGAAACAGCCUGGAGACUGAAGAGGUCACACUGGAGGAGCUACAAGUCUUUAAAGUGCCAACUCCAAUAACUUCAAUGGACAUAUCAGUCAAAAGGCAAGCCCUGUAUGUGGGCUCCCCAGCAGGCGUGGCCCUGGUGAAGCUGCAUCGCUGUGAGACUUAUGGAAAGGCCUGCGCUGAAUGCUGCCUCGCCAGAGACCCGUACUGCGCCUGGGAUGGGUCGUCAUGUGCGCGCUUUGUUCCGAACAGCAAACGACGAUACCGCAGACAGGAUAUCAGACACGGCAACCCUGUUCUGCAGUGUGUGGAUCAAAAUAUGGGCGAAGACAUCGAUUUGACAGAGGACAAGGUGGUUUACGGGACGGAGAACAACAGCACUUUCCUGGAGUGCGUCCCUCGCUCUCCACAAGCUACCGUCACUUGGCUCGUCCAACGCGAUGACCGCAAAGAAGAGGUAAAGCUGGAUGAUCGUGUGAUGGCCACAGAGCAGGGCCUCCUGUUUCGUCGUCUCUUCCGCCAGGACGAAGGUGUUUACAUCUGCCGCUCCCGCGAGCACGGCUUCACCCAGACUCUGACCCGCCUCACCCUGGAAGUCCUCCAUGGCGACACUGUGGAUGAACUCAUGGCCCGGGACGCCGCCGGCCUUCCUGACGCCUUCAAAGAUCGAUCCGGGGGAAGCUUCCGGCCGUGGAUGCCCUGCAGCGCGUACAGCAGGGGCGUCUCAUCGAGCCAAAUCGGCCAGUCGCGUACGUGGUUCAAAGAUAUCAUGCAGCUGAUCGGCCCGUCCAACCUGCUGCAUGUGGAGGAGUACUGCGAGAGGAUGUGGUGCAAUGACAAGCUGAGGAGAAAACACAAGAGCAUGUUGGAGAAGUAUCGACAGGCCCAGGACAGCGCCAGGAAGGCUCGAAGCAAGAACUCCGGAGAACGCAACAGGACGCCGCGGGAUCUGAGCACAUGGGAGGAGUAGAGGCAGAAACACCAGCAGAUGAAACAGAAAGAAAUAAAAGUAAUGGAGAAGAGGGUUGAGGCAGAAGUGAGGGUCAAGACCAGCUGCGACUCCUUGGCUUUGACAUUUGGAAAGUUAGAGGAAGAAUGAAGACACGUUGUUGAGGGAUAACGCUCUAAUUUUCAGUAAAAAGACUGACGUGUUUGACAACACAAAAGGAGAAACCGAACAGGCUGUUAAAAUGAAAAAUGGAUGUUUAUAUGAAGAGGAGGUGGAUAAUCUUUUAGUUUUGUUGCUAUUCAGAAAGAUUGAACACUGCUUUACAUUACAUUCUUCACUGAAAGUUAAACGCCUGUGGAGUCACGCUACUACCAACACAUUUGUAUCCAGUUUCGCCGUUUGAAUGACUCUGAACUGUCUUUUAGUUCAUGUCGAUAUGUACAAAAUGUGCAGUAGGAGGUUUUUCUUAUAAACACACACAUAAAUACAGAAAUGGGGCAUUUACUCGCGGGGACCUGAUUACCAUAUUUCCAUUUAAAGGCUUUUCAGACCCAUGGUCCACCUACACAGGUGUUCUUUCAUUGUGGUGGAUUAGACCUCUUCUCAGAACCGUGUGGGCGUUUCUAAAUGUGAUUGAAAAGGUGCAUGUCAGUCCUGAAGCCAUGAGGGACAUGUAAUGAAAAAGAUAUGAGAAAAGAGGAUUUAAGAGGAUGUUUUAUUGAAGUGAGACAUCGCUUUCCUCCUUGAAAUCAUCUAAAGCGGUGCUGGUUUCUGAUCAAAAAUGCACAGCUGGAGCGCAGCUGCUCGUAUUUUAUUUAGUUUUAACAACUCUGAAGCCGGUUGAUGCCUCAGAGUUUGCACAUAACUGUACUGUCCGAUUUAUAAGAACACACAGCAGUAUCAUUAUGAUGAGUUUUUUAAAGCCUUACACAUGGCCAAAUACAAGGUGAAGUAGUUAUUUGCACGUUUCUGUGUAUAGAUCCAGUUUGUAAAGGUUUGUAAAAGUGAUUCUCUAAAUAUUCCUCUUCAUUUACUGAUAAUGUACUUCAUUAUGUAACAGUUCAUUAUAAUUAUAGAUAUCUCUUGUUGGUUUUUAGAGGUAAAAAAUUGUAAAUAUAGUUUGUAACCUGUGUUGUGGACUUAUAACAUGUGAUUUGUGGAUGUUAAAUUGAAAGAUAAGCAGUGGCUCCGCUCUUCCAUCAAACAGCAUGUAUGAGUAGAAAUGACAGAAAAAAAAACAAGUUAUAAAAUAGGUGAGAGUUUUAUGUUCCUUUUAUUAAUCAGAUCCAUAAUAACCACAGAUUUACUUCUUUAAAUGAUGAAUAACCACAAAUAUGGCAAAUUACCGUACUUUCCGGACUAUAAGCCACACUUGACUAAAAAACCGCACCCACCCCAUCUCCAAUGUCUCACCAUCGAUUCAUUGAUGUCAAGCUUACGUGCAGCAGCUCUAUUUCCUUCUUCAACAGCUGGAUUGAUCGUUAGCCCGGAAAACAUAAAUUAGCUGCAUCAUUUUUGAGCCGCAGGUUCACAGCGUGUGGAAAAAAGUAGCGGUUUAUAGACUGGAAAUUACGGUAAUUAAAAUCUAAGCAUGGAAGUAAUAUCAUAUGGAAUAUCUUUUUUUUUUUUUUUUUUUUUUUUUGGACAUUCAUUUGGCAUCAGCAUGUCCAAGUAUAACCCCGCCCACUUUCAUCCUGAGCAGAAGUCUAAUCAGCCUGGAAAGUGAAACCUAUCUGUGUGGGUGAGACCUUUUCACAGCAGACAUUUCCCCCUCUUUUCCAAUCUUCAAGUUGUGGCUCCUUGAAUCCUGUGCAUGCGUAUGUGGCUACAAUCAUCAUGUAGUGUUACCAUAGCAACACAGACAAAACUGGGCAGGCGGGCUUUAAGAGGCUACCGCUGUGUUUUGUUACCUGUCAGAUGAAUGUUCAUGUAAAAAA